Molecule: messenger RNA, 1561 nt
Organism: Drosophila hydei
Lineage: Eukaryota; Metazoa; Arthropoda; Insecta; Diptera; Drosophilidae
Gene: Ets65A
Product: DNA-binding protein D-ETS-3
Exons: 11
Coding region: 1-1491 (496 amino acids)
Biological process (GO): cell differentiation; regulation of transcription by RNA polymerase II
Cellular component (GO): nucleus
Molecular function (GO): sequence-specific DNA binding; DNA-binding transcription factor activity, RNA polymerase II-specific
Source: RefSeq, a predicted model, not a curated record
AUGUACGAGAAUUCGUGUUCGUAUCAAACGGCGCUGGACUUGAAGCGCGUGUCGCCGCCGACGCUAGCCCAGGUGAAGACGGAGGACUGCCUGACACUGGGUCAGUGCUCACCGGACUGGACCUCAUAUCGCUUCCAUCAGUCAACGUUCGAGCAGCUGAAACAGAGCGUGGAGAAGGCCAAGGCGGCGCUGCAGGAUCGCAGCAGCUUCUUUGGUGCCAGCAGCGCCUUCAGUGACAUCUACUCCAGCCAGCGGCUGAGCGAUACGCUGGACACACUGCCUGCCAUGCAGAAUGGCAGUGGAGCUGGCAAUUGUUUGGGUCUCUCGCACAAUGCGGGCGCUGGAGUGGGCGUUGGUGUGGGCGUGGGCGUGCUUAAUUAUAAUAGUGUUAGCAGCAGUAGCAGCGUCGGCGUCGGCGUACUCGGCAGCAGCGUGCAGCGACAUCGCCUCGAUACGCUGCAGCCUCCCUCGGGCUGCUCACCGGCGGGCACACAGCAUGGAGUCAUCACGUCCAGCGCUGGCCAGCUGCCAGCCGCCAGCUUGGAUGUGGUUGCCAGCUCGCCCUCAUUGCCGCCUUCGCUGUCAGCGUCGACCACCUCGCAUGUGGAGCACAAAGUGCGAACAGAGAAAUCCUCGCUAGAUUGCGCUACAACGUCCUCGCAUGCUGUCGCCGCCUCGUCCUCCAGCGCAGCAGCCUCUGCGUCCAGCCAUGGCAAAAGCAGCAGCAGCAGCGGCAGCAAUGCCAACAACAACAAUGCCAGCAAUUCACUCUCCGGAGGUGGCCCAGCUGCAAUUUAUUCCUCGUACAAAUCUUCGUGGGGCUCCCACAGCUCCACACAAUCGCAAGGCUACAGCUCGAAUGCCUUGAGUAUUAAACAUGAUCCGCACUCACAACUACGGCAACCUGAUCCAUAUCAAAUGUUCGGACCCACCAGCAGCCGACUCGCCAGCUCAGGCUCGGGACAGAUACAAUUAUGGCAGUUCCUGCUCGAGCUGCUGUCGGACAGCAACAAUGCCAGCUGCAUCACCUGGGAGGGCACCAACGGCGAGUUCAAGCUAACCGAUCCCGACGAGGUGGCCCGCCGCUGGGGCGAACGCAAAUCGAAGCCCAACAUGAACUACGACAAGCUGAGUCGCGCCUUGAGAUACUACUAUGACAAGAAUAUCAUGACCAAGGUGCAUGGCAAGCGCUACGCGUACAAGUUCGACUUCCAGGGCCUGGCGGCUGCCACACAGCCGGCGGCCAGUGAUCCCACCUAUAAGUAUCAGAGCGAUCUGUUCAUGACUCCAUAUCAUCACAGCGCCAAGCUCAGCUCGUUUAUGAGUCCGCAUCAUGGAAUGACCUCGUCCUCAGCUUCCAUCUUUCCCACGGCGGCCUCGUGGGGCAACUGGGGCAGCCCGGCGACAAAUUUGUACCAGCCGCACUCGAUGGGUCAUGUGACGCCCUCGCAUGUGGCGCCGCACCUCAGCUCCUAUCCUCACUAUGCAUGACCAUCAUAAUAUGAGAGCAAUGCCGGCGCUAGCAGCGGCAGCGCAGUUAGCGUUGGCGUCGGUGUCGCCA